CCAACCUGGCAACCCAGCCGCCGUAGCGCGACUACAAACACGGCGGCUUGAGGAGCCUGGUAGCCAAGGCAGCGGCAGGCUCCAUCAGAUAUCGCGAGAUAGAGCAGGCCUCGCGAGAUCUGACCUCUCGUCCCUGACAGGCGGGCGGUCUUUCCGGGCGGUAUGGGAGGGCUUUGGUGUCCGGGCUGGAGGCGCGUCGUUUUAUGUGGCUGGCGCUGCGGCCACCCUGGCUCCUCGACUAGGGUUGUGGAGAGGGCAGAGCCGCGUCUCAGGCCGGGGAGGAGUGGGACAGGAGGUGCUGAGAGGGGGCUGAGGCGGCUCGGGACAUGGAAGCGCCCGAGCCCGGCCGGGCAGCUGGCCGUGCAGCCACCGCGGCGGCCGAAGAGCACGAACCCCUUCACGCGCGCGCAGGAGGAGGACUGGCGCCGGCGGAACAAGACCGUCCUCACGUACGUGGCCGCGGCCGCCGUCGGCAUGCUGGGGGCCUCCUACGCCGCCGUGCCCCUCUAUCGGCUCUAUUGCCAGACUACUGGACUGGGAGGAUCAGCAGUAGCAGGUCAUGGGUCAGACCAGAUUGAAAACAUGGUGCCUGUUAAGGAUCGCAUCAUCAAAGUCACCUUCAAUGCAGAUGUGCACGCAAGCCUCCAGUGGAACUUUAGACCUCAGCAAACAGAAAUAUAUGUGGUGCCAGGAGAGACUGCACUGGCUUUUUAUAAAGCUAAGAAUCCUACUGACAAACCAGUAAUCGGCAUUUCCACAUACAAUGUUGUACCAUUUGAAGCUGGGCAGUAUUUCAAUAAAAUACAGUGCUUCUGUUUUGAAGAACAAAGGCUUAAUCCACAAGAGGAAGUAGAUAUGCCAGUGUUUUUCUACAUUGAUCCUGAAUUUGCUGAAGAUCCAAGAAUGGUGAAUGUUGAUCUCAUCACUCUUUCUUAUACUUUUUUUGAAGCAAAGGAGGGAUACAAGUUGCCGGUUCCAGGCUAUAACUGAAGUCAGCAACUACGUCCUGCUUCAAAUUUGUGAUUUUUGAAAAAUCAUGUAUGUUAUCUUCUCAGAGGAG
This is a messenger RNA of Ceratotherium simum simum (southern white rhinoceros), 1060 nucleotides long. RefSeq names its product cytochrome c oxidase copper chaperone COX11 (gene COX11). Gene Ontology annotation, molecular function: copper ion binding. Gene Ontology annotation, cellular component: mitochondrial inner membrane. The record is from RefSeq and is a predicted model, not a curated record. NCBI's taxonomy places the organism in Eukaryota, Metazoa, Chordata, Mammalia, Perissodactyla, Rhinocerotidae.